CGUCACGUGGCCCCAGGGGCAAGCGCGCUCGGGCCGAGACUGCGGCGCGGGCACUGGGCGAGCCCGCGGCCGCCAGAGCGCCCGGUGCAGCGUUUCCUUCCCGCUGUGGCUCAUGCGGCUCGGACCCGGGCUGUGGCGGGAGAGAAGAUGCCACGGCCCGAGUCCCAGAAGGCCGGGAUCCUGCGCUGCCGGCGUCGGGGAGAUUGAAGAUGACCCUUCAGCGAUGUUAGGUCUAUAAUGGGAAGUGUCACAGCUCGAUAUUUCUGUUACGGAUGCCUUUUCACAUCUGCGACCUGGACGGUUUUGCUUUUUAUUUAUUUCAACUUCAGUGAAGUGACUCAGCCACUUAAGAAUGUGCCCAUCAAGGGGUCCGGGCCCCAUGGCCCUUUUCCCAAAAAAUUCUAUCCCCGUUUCACUCGAGGCCCAAGUCGAGUGUUAGAGUCACAGUUCAAAGUAAACAGAAUUGAUGACACGAUAGAUAAUCAUGUUGAAGAUCCAGAAAAAGGCAACACGAAAUUCUCUUCUGAAUUGGGCAUGAUUUUUGAUGAACGUGAUCAGGAGUUGAGAGACUUGGGCUAUCAGAAACACGCCUUCAACAUGCUCAUCAGUAACCGCCUGGGCUACCGCAGAGAUGUGCCCGACACCAGGAAUGCCGCAUGUAAAGACAAGUCUUACCCCGCGGACCUGCCGGUCGCCAGUGUCGUUAUCUGUUUCUACAAUGAAGCCUUGUCUGCCUUGCUUCGUACGGUGCACAGCGUUCUAGACCGCACGCCAGCCCAGCUCCUUCAUGAAAUCAUCCUUGUGGAUGAUGACAGUGACUUUGAUGAUCUGAAAGGAGAACUAGAAGAGUAUGUCCAAAAAUACCUCCCUGGAAAAAUUAAAGUAAUAAGAAACACAAAGCGUGAGGGACUGAUUCGAGGAAGGAUGAUCGGAGCGGCCCAUGCUACAGGAGAGGUCCUGGUGUUCCUGGACAGCCACUGCGAGGUGAACGUGCUGUGGCUGCAGCCCCUGCUGGCCGCCAUCCGGGAGGACCCGCGGACCGUCGUGUGCCCCGUCAUUGACAUCAUCAGUGCGGACACGCUCGCCUACAGCUCGUCCCCCAUCGUGCGCGGAGGGUUCAACUGGGGGCUGCACUUCAAGUGGGACCUCGUGCCCCUUUCUGAGCUCGGGGGACCGGAAGGAGCCACCGCACCCAUCAGGUCACCGACAAUGGCUGGAGGAUUGUUUGCCAUGAACAGACACUAUUUCAAUGAACUUGGACAGUAUGACAGUGGCAUGGAUAUCUGGGGAGGAGAAAAUUUAGAAAUAUCAUUUCGGAUCUGGAUGUGUGGAGGUAAACUCUUCAUCAUCCCGUGCUCUAGAGUCGGACACAUUUUCCGAAAAAGGCGACCGUAUGGCUCUCCUGAAGGCCAGGACACCAUGACCCACAACUCCUUGCGGCUGGCACACGUCUGGUUGGAUGAAUACAAGACUCUGAGCUCCUUCUCCGCGGUCACCAGCUUGGAGUCAUACUGUCUCCUGGCGGCCCUCAGACCCACCUAGAUCCCGGCUGCCCUCCCAGGAGGAUGCUGGGCCGAAGCUGUUUUCACAGUCAGAUUAAUACAGGACUUGCCCCUUUCACCGUGUCGGCGUUGCGCCGAUGGUGCGGGAACGGUGGAGUGGUGCAAAAAAUUCCGCUGAAUCUUGGCAAGCUCGGAGUGCCGAGACGCGGCGGACAGAGAGUACUUUUCGCUGCACGCCGGAGCACCGUGCUUGUGGCAAAAGGAAAAACGUGUGCAGCUGCUCGAGUUGUGAGCUGGACUGAUCACUUUUACAUAAAUGGAGAAAAGAGUGCCUCACAAACCAUGGUUAUUUCUGUUUGGCUAUUUGGCAGACAGUCUCAAAGAUGAACCAACUGCCCUUCUCACUUUGACAGACAGCAUUUGUUGCCAAUGAUGAAAUUCAAGCUUUCAGGUGAAAAAUUACAGUUUUGGGAAACUUGUAUCCACCCCAUGAGCUUACUCGCUUCCCGUACUUACACGCUUUUCUGAGGAGAUUAGGAUAUUUAUGAACAUAAUUCUGAAUACUGAAAUUUGGCAUUAUUUGAAAGAACUUCACAACCCGGCGGAAGCAGAACUUGGAUGGGUAAAAGAUCCAGUCACAGGGCAAGACAGCAGAUUUGAACCCAACAGUAGGAAAGCUCAAUGAUACAACUUAAAGGUUAGCUACGAUGUGGAAUGUGAAGGGCUAGAGUUCUGGUGUAAUAUCAGAAAAUAGCAGCCAGAAUUCUCUGAAAAUGCCAUUAAAAUACUCCUUCCCUCUCAAACUAUAUGUUUUCACACGCUCCUAUUUUUAAAAAUGUAUUUAACCAGACAACAUAUAAUAACAGGUUGAAUGGAGAAUUGAGAAUUCAGCUGACUUCUUUCUAGCCAGACAUUAAAAAGAUUUGCAAAACUGUAAAGCAGUGUUACUGUUCUCACUAAAUUUCUUGUUCAAAGCAUGUUUAUGUUCAUAGGUAAGGAGUUAUUUUUAAAGAGUUGACAAAUGUUUUCACGUCUCUCCUGGUAAACACGAGCAGAUGUAACUCACACGAACCUCCCCAGAGUCUUUGGUAAUCGUUAAGAUCAUAGUCCUGACAGAGUCGGAGAACUGCCCCCUCACGUGCAGCUUCCUUGAUUCUGGGAUCACAUUUUUACAUGUGUUGCCAAUUCUGAGGUUCGGACGUUUCCUAGAGUUUAAAAUGUCUUACCAUCAACGACGGACCUAAUCGAUAACUUCAUGUUGACAUCUUCUGGCAACGUGAGGAAAACACCAGCGUGAAAAAUAACUUCGGCUCUUUAAGACUCAGGUACAAUUGAUACUACUUAAUUUUAAACAAAAAGGCCAUUCCCGUAUUUUUCGUUUUUCUUUUUAAAAUUCAGGAGCAGUAUUUUUCCUUAAGACCUGACCUGAGGACCAAAAGUUACGGAAACAUCAGUGAGCGUGUUGAACUGAGGAGGAAGUUGGGCUGUAAAUCAUUUAAAUGGUAUUUGGAUAAUAUUUACCCAGAGAUGCAGAUAUCUGG
Prionailurus viverrinus (fishing cat) is the source of this 3043-nucleotide messenger RNA. It is a transcript of the gene GALNT11, whose product is annotated as polypeptide N-acetylgalactosaminyltransferase 11. The transcript is spliced from 9 exons. Bases 238 to 1542 code for a protein of 434 amino acids. Gene Ontology annotation, molecular function: Notch binding. Gene Ontology annotation, cellular component: Golgi apparatus. NCBI's taxonomy places the organism in Eukaryota, Metazoa, Chordata, Mammalia, Carnivora, Felidae. Gene Ontology annotation, biological process: regulation of Notch signaling pathway. The record is from RefSeq and is a predicted model, not a curated record.